AGGUGUGACACCCGCAGGUGCACCCAGAUCUCCCAGUGAGUUUGUUUGAAAUCAGCAGGAAAUUGCAGAGCACAGAAAUCUCAUGUCUUAAAAAAUAGUGCCAAGAAGUGCACACUGCCUGGCAAAGGAGGAAAGGGAACAAACUAGGAGCAAGAAACAAUCCCUGCCAUCAAAUCCAGCAACCCAUAACAAAGGCUUUGCACCACUCAACCACCCCCUGGGAGCUCUCCUCCUCCCCAGGCCAGCCCUGAAACGAGGGGCAGGCUGCUGCUGCUCCUCUUGGUUGGAUUUUUGCUGUUCUCGGCCCCUGGUGCCUCAGGGCAAUGGGAUCUCUCAGAGAGCACGACCUGCCUGCAGGACAGGCUGGAGCUGGAGCUUCCCAUGGAGCUGGGCAAUUACACGUGGCACGUUCUUGCAGUGGAUGUGAGUGGGGAGGAGAUGGAGUCCUGUGAGCUCACUGUGGAUUAUGAGAAGCUGCUGCUCAGUGCCUUGUUGGUGAACUGCACCAGCCUGGAGCAUGGGCAGCACCAGCUGAGGCUGCUCCUGCUGCUCAAUGGCACCGCGGGGGAGGAGAGGAACGUCACCUUCAGUGCCCGCUGCAGCGCUGCCCGCGGGGAUGAAAUCAUCGCUCCUGUCUUUGUUGGUGCAACAAACUGCACAAAGGAUUCCAUGGCAGUUACUUUCCCAGGACCAAGCCUUGGCAAUGAGCGCCCGGUUCAGGUGGCUGCGCUGCCCAGAACUCUGGUGAUUGAUGAUGGAACCAGGGUGCACCAGCUGAGCCCUGGGGAAGCCUCGCAGCACGGCUACAGCUUUCAGGCUGACGGACACAGCCUGGUUCUCCAGGCAGCCUUCACUGCCACUGGAGUUGUCUCCUACCAGCAUAACCACAAGGUGCUCUACACUGCGGCAGUGAAGCUCACGUAUGGCCCUCCUGAACACAGGCUGACCAUGGAGUCAAGAAUGCUUUGUGCCCCAGGUCCGGUGCUGUGUAACACAACACACAUGACUGUGGCCGUCCCAGCCUUCCCAGGGACCCUCGUAUCUGUGGCUGUGGAGGAUGAGACCAUCCCAAUGGACCGGCUCCAGGACAACGGCAUCACUCUCAGCACAGCACGAGGGGUGGAGCUGCACGUCAGCAGGGGGGUCCUGAAGUCUGCACUACAUGGGGAGAGCUGCCCAGGAGCUCGGUCCUACCUGCCCUCCUUGGAGCUGACUUUUCAUUUCCAUGGGGACACUGUGGCAAUGGUGAUGCAUCCAGCGUGUCCUUGUGACCAGCACACACCGAUAGCUGCUGUAUGCACCCAGGACGGGUACAUGGACUUUGAAGUCCUUGCUGGCAGUACUACACCACCACUAGCCCUGGACACGCUCAGGCUCAGAGAUCCCACAUGCAAACCUGCCUCCAGGUCCCCUUCGAAUGACAGGGCCUGGUUUCAUGUCCCACUGAGCGGGUGUGGGACCAGGUACUGGCUGGAAGGAGAGAAGAUCAUGUAUGAGAACGAGGUGAGGGCGCUGCAGUCUGACCGUGUGCUGCACAGGAUCUCGAGGGACAGUGAGUUCAGGUUAACAGUGCUGUGCUCCUUCAGCAAUGGCGAUGCCUCUGUCUCUGUAAGGGUUGACAGCCCUCCCCCCCUGGCUGCUUCCAUGAACCAAGGCCCCCUCUCUUUAAUCCUUCUAAGCUACCCAGAGGACUCGUACAGGCAGCCGUACCGUGAUGACCAGUACCCCAUAGUGAGGUUCCUACAGCAGCCCAUCUUCAUGGAAGUGCAGGUCCUGAACCGCAAUGACCCCAACCUCUACCUCCAACUGGACGACUGCUGGGCAACUGCAUCAGAAGAUCCGAGCUCGCUUCCACAGUGGAAUAUUGUUGUUGAUGGGUGUGAGUAUGACCAGGACAGCCACAGGACCGUGUUCCAUCCCAUAGGCCAUGGUGUCAGCUAUCCCAACUACCGCCGGCGGCUGGAAGUGAAGGCUUUUGCUUUCAUGUCUGGUGACAAGGCCCUCCCCAGCUUAGUGUAUUUCCACUGCAGUGUCCUCAUCUGCAACCGCUUCCAGCCAGACUCCCCCCUGUGCACAGCGAGGUGCCCCAGGCUGCCUAGAAGCAAGAGAGGCAGUGGGAUGCCGGGGGCCAGCUCUGUGGUGAGCCUGCAGGGUCCUGUGCUCCUGGUGCCCCACGGAUGGGCAGCAGCACAAGGGGAUGUUCUGCUGAGCGAGGCUGCGUGGGCUGCAGUUACUGUGGCUGCUGUUGGUGCUCUCUCUCUGGUGACCGCAAUGCUGCUAUUUAUGGCUCUUCUUAAAUGCCUGAAGAGAAGAGCCCUGAUGGUAAAUGUGGUACAUUAAUAUGUUUGUUAAUGAACUUAAUUAAAAAUGUGGCUUUUCAGUUAAGAGAUGUA
Coturnix japonica (Japanese quail) is the source of this 2393-nucleotide messenger RNA. It is a transcript of the gene ZP2, whose product is annotated as zona pellucida glycoprotein 2. The record is from RefSeq and is a predicted model, not a curated record. Gene Ontology annotation, cellular component: egg coat. Lineage: Eukaryota; Metazoa; Chordata; Aves; Galliformes; Phasianidae. Gene Ontology annotation, biological process: prevention of polyspermy; binding of sperm to zona pellucida. Gene Ontology annotation, molecular function: acrosin binding; structural constituent of egg coat.